Messenger RNA from Parasteatoda tepidariorum (common house spider), 2867 nucleotides. RefSeq lists its product as uncharacterized. The record is from RefSeq and is a predicted model, not a curated record. NCBI's taxonomy places the organism in Eukaryota, Metazoa, Arthropoda, Arachnida, Araneae, Theridiidae.
ACGCUUACCAACCUUAAGUAAAUAAACAUUUUUUUCUUGAACACUGUUCUUGAAUAACCUAGAUUAAAGAUUUGCAUUUAAAAUACUAUUUAGUCUAUGCAAUCAAAGAUUUAUGUUUUGCAUGCGAUUUAUAUUUUGUAUAAACAUUUUUUAUUGAGUAACCUGAAUCGAAGAUAAUUAAUAAAAUUUCCAUAUUUAAUUUUAAAAAAACAUUCAGUUAUACUUAUAGCAGCAACUUAAACUGUGUAUCAUUGAAUAUUAAAAGUUACAUAAUUAUUUUGAUAAAAAGAAAUUUCAUGCCAUAUCUGUAUCAUAUUGACAAUGGAGGAAGUAUUCACGUCCAAUAUUCAUGAGGACAAACCUUAUUCGUGCAAAGAGUGUCCCAAAGCUUUCACCGCAAAAUCUAAUUUAAUAAGGCAUUCUCAUGUUCAUAAAGCAGUGAAACCGUUUUCAUGCAAUGUGUGUAAUGAAACUUUCAGGUUAAAAUGUGAACUAUCUCUACAUUCUCAUGUUCAUACUAAUGGAAAACCUUAUUCGUGUAGUGUGUGUAAUAAAGCAUUUUCAAGAAUCAAUAGUUUAAAUAAACAUUCUCUAAUUCAUACGGGGGCUAAACCCUAUUCAUGCAUCGUGUGUGACAAAAGAUUUACCCAUAAAAGUAAUUUAACUGUACAUGCUCGUGUUCAUACUAAGGAAAAACCUUAUUCGUGCACUGUGUGUAAUAAAGAUUUUUCAAGCAAAUGUAAUUUAAAAGAACACUAUCGACGUGUUCAUACCGAAGACAAGCCUUACAUGUGCAUGGUGUGUUAUAAAACUUUUACAGUAAAGUGUAAUUUAAUGAGACACUCCCGUAUUCACACUAAUGAAAAACCUUAUUCAUGUAGUUUGUGUAAUAAAGCAUUCACUGAAAGAGGUAGUUUAAAUGAACACCAUCGUGUUCAUACUGGCGAGAAGCCUUAUUCUUGCAGUGUGUGCAAUAAAACAUUCACAUUGAGAAGUCAAUUAAAAGUACAUGCACAUGUUCAUACUGAUGAAACGCCUUAUUCGUGCAAUGUGUGCGGCAAGGUUUUCAAACAUAAAAGUAGUUUAAAUAAGCAUUCUCGCAGUCAUACUGAAGAAAAACCCAAUUCAGGCAAUGUGCGGGACGAAAAGUCGCCACAGGAAAGUAAUUUAUCUUUAGAGACUGUUUAUACUUAUGAAAAACCAGACUUGUGCAACGUGCAAGACAAAACUUCCUCACAAAAAAAUAACAAAUCAAUAGACUCUCAUGUGCAUAAUAAGACAGAUUCUUAUAAUGCGCAUAAUAAAAUCUCUUUAAAGAAAAGUAAUUUGUCUACAGAUUCUCAUGUAUAUACUUAUGAAAAACCUGAGUUAUGCAAUGUGGAGGAAGAAACUGACUCACAAAAUAGUAAUUUAUCUGUAACUCAUGAUUAUAUUUAUGAAAAGCCUGAUUUGUGCAUUGUAAAUGAAGAAACAAACUAAUGAAAUAAUUGUUUACAUAUCCCUCAUGUUUAUAUUUAAAAAAAGCUAGAUUUGUCCAAUGUCGAUUAAAAAACUUACUUACAAAAUAGUACUUUAUCUAUACCUUAUGUUUACACUUAUGAAACUACUGAUUUGUGCAAUGUCAAUAAGGAGACUUACUCAAAAAAUAGUAAUUUAUCUGUAUCUCAUGAUUAUAUUUAUAAAUAGCCUAAAUUGUGCAAUGUAAAUUAAGAAACUAACUCAUGAACUAAUUGUUUAUAUAUAUCCCUCAUGUUUAUAUUAAAGCUAGAUUUGUCCAAUGUUGAUUAAAAAACUUACUUAAAAAAUAGUAAUUUAUCUGUAUAUCAUGUCUAUAUUUAUGAAAAAUCUGAUUUGUGCAAUGUGGAUGAAAAACUUACUUGUAAUAAUAUAAAUAGUAAUUUUUCUUUACCUUAUAAUUAUGACUAGCCUAAUUUCUAUUAUUUACUAGAUGAAACUUCUUCACUAAAUUUUUUUUUAUCAGUAAACUCUAUGGGACUGAGGAGAUGCACAAUGAAUCUUCCUCAUGGGAAGUAAUUUAUCUAUAGGCUUUCAUGUUGACAUUUAGAAAAAACCUUAAUUCUUGUAUGUGAGAAACUAUUCAAAAACUAAGUACAAAACUUUGAUUAUUUUAAGUAAUUGGGAUCAAAUCUACUUUGAAUGAUCAAAAUUUUCAAGUUAUAGAGGUUCUUAGUUCUAAUCAUGAACUUUCAUUUUCAAAUUUCGAAAAUUUUGAGGUGAUUAUAUUCCAUGUAAGGUUUCUUUUAACUCGAGAACAAGCAAAAGAAAGUUUAUGGCAAAAUAAGCCAAUUAAUAUCAUAUCAGAUAAAUUACCAAAAGUGCAAAUAAAAAAGCAAGUUCCAUUCAUGGAAACUCCUCAUUAAUGAACCAAAUCUCAAUGUCCUUUCACCCUCACAAGUGUCACUUUCCCCCAUUUUCUAGUUUAUACUGUGCUAAAAAUUGUACUUAACACCAAUUGUUCCAAAUUGUACUACGCACUACGAACAGGAUUGGCAUUUCUUCUGGAAGGAACCUAUUUCUUGCAGGGAACUGGGAGAACCUUGACAAAAUGGCAGAAACUAAAAAAGACCAAUAUAAAUGCUUAAAAGUGUUUUGAAAAAUAGCUUAAAUUUAAGCAAAUUAAAUUCAAUAUAGUACCAGAAAGUUUUUCACGUCCACUAAUAAAAAAAGAACUAUUUUUAUACAGAAUUUAAAAACAUAUUUGUAUCAUAUUAUUUAAAAGUGAGUUUGAGUAUUCAUACUAAGCAGGAUUUGGUUAAAAAAUUAGGCAGAAUGGAACCCUUUAACUCAGGGUUGGGUUUUUGCCAUCAAAAACUGGUUUUUGACACGACGGUGGUAAAAACCGUGUU